GGACAAGUCGAAAUUUCGGAGCUAAACGUUCAGAACAUAAAAUUUUUAUUCCAAAUUAAACAGUCGAUAAUGUAAAUAAAGUACAAUAGUUCGCGGAUUUGAGAUAACGAAAUGAACUCUGCGCCAUUUUAAACGAUUUCACGUGAUUAUUCCAUGACAAAACAAACGAAGAACAAUUUAAAAAAACACCCAUACUUCCUACACCACAUCUUGAUAUGAAACUUCGAAUCUGUGUUUAGACGCUUUCUUUCAAUCGGCAUUUUAACAAAAACAUCACGCUCUCAAUUUGAUAUUCGAAACGCAAUUAAUUCGAUUAUUUAUUCAAUUUCGAAAUAAUCAGAGCACGAAAUUCAAAAACAAACAAAAGAAGAAAAAAAACUUAAAAUUAAGGGACUCUGUGAUUAAUAAGUAUGCGUGUAUUUGCUCGCAUCGAGAUGUGGUGUAGACGGCAAGCGAUCGCGGCUAUAUUACCGCUGUUGCUCACCGCGUGGUUCAUCGGGGAGUCGUCAGAGGCGCUGACGACGUUCGGAAAAAGCGUCACGCCACCACCUAAACCAGUAGGGCCAACCACCCCACCAGCCAGAUCAUGUUCUCAUCAGUCGGAAUGCGCCGGUAUUAGCGGCAGUUCGUGCGUUAGAACGCCUUACGACUCGGCGACCCGUUGCUUGUGCGGCGACAACUCGCCUCCCGUCAACGGGCAGUGUGAAGCGCAGACCAAAUCUCUGUACCACGUCUGCGCGACCAGCGACGAGUGCGGUGACGAAUUGAUCUGCGGCGUCCCGAACAUAACCUCGACGGCUCCAGCCCAUCUCUACGUCCACUCGCCCCAGGAGAAGAUCUGUCUAUGCGACACCGACAGCGGAUUCAAAGAGAAAGACCACGCCUGCAGCGACGCUGAUAUCCUGAGAACAUCUCUAUUCGCUAUCAUAAUCUUUUCGUGUUUAAGAAAACUAUUUCAAUAAACAAACAAACUUUAUGUCGGACACUAUAAUUAUUAAUAAUUUCGAGUACAAAUCGCACAGUUUUUUAUAUAAUGUUUCGUUUCAUUGUGAAUCUAAAGUAAUUUAGAAAAAUUGUUAAUUAAAAAAAAAAAAAAAACACGCAUCUGUAUCUGGCAACAUUUCUUCUACAGCUAUAUCAAGAUAAGACUUUUUAUGCGACCAUACAGUCUAUAAAUUACA
Messenger RNA from Bombyx mandarina (wild silkworm), 1181 nucleotides. It is a transcript of the gene sosie, whose product is annotated as oogenesis-related protein sosie. Lineage: Eukaryota; Metazoa; Arthropoda; Insecta; Lepidoptera; Bombycidae. The record is from RefSeq and is a predicted model, not a curated record.